Messenger RNA from Penicillium macrosclerotiorum, 936 nucleotides. Its product is annotated as annexin ANXC3.2. The transcript has 2 exons. Lineage: Eukaryota; Fungi; Ascomycota; Eurotiomycetes; Eurotiales; Aspergillaceae. Bases 1 to 936 code for a protein of 311 amino acids. The record is from RefSeq and is a predicted model, not a curated record. Gene Ontology annotation, molecular function: calcium ion binding; calcium-dependent phospholipid binding. Gene Ontology annotation, cellular component: cytoplasm.
AUGGGAGCUCCGGCUCUGCCCACCCUGGGCUAUGUCCCGGGCCAGAUGGCACCGGGCGACUUCCGCCCGCAAGCCGACGCCUUGCGCAAGGCCAUGAAAGGAUUUGGCACUGAUGAAAAGGUCCUGAUCCAGGUUCUCUCGAGCCUGGAUCCCCUCCAAAUGGCGGCCGUGCGCGACACCUACUCCAAACACCUCAAACGUGAUCUGUACAAUGAUGUCAAGUCCGAGACAGGCUCAUUCUUUGGGGAUGCCCUGCUCGCGAUCAUCGAAGGUCCACUCCAGUACGACAUCAGCUGCGUGCACGAGGCAGUAGACGGUGUCGGCACCAAGGAAUGGCUUCUGAACGACGUCCUCCUCGGCCGGUCGAACACGGAUCUGCUCGCCAUCAAGGACGGCUACCGCCGGCGCUACGGCCGCGACUUGUCCAAAGACGUCGAGGACGACCUCUCUCAAGACGGAGACCCUCUUCAACGCGGUGCUCCGCUGCACGCGGCACGAGGAGUGCGCUCGAUCCACAACGCGACGGUCGGCCGCAUGCAAAACAACGUCAUCGAGGUGUGCGGCAUCUUCGCCCGAUCCUCGGACAACGAGCUCAGGGCCAUCAACAAGGGCUUCCGCGACCGCUACAACACGCAUCUCGAGAAGCACCUUGACAAAGAGUUCUCCGGCCACAUGGAAGAUGCGCUGUUGCACAUGCUGCGCACGGCGAUCGACCCGGGUAUGCGCGAUGCUAUCUUGCUGGACGAGUGCAUGAAGGGAAUGGGCACGAAGGAUGAGCGGCUGGCGGUGCGCGUCGUCCGGUUGCACUGGAACCCGCAGCACAAGGCGAAGGUCAAGGAGGGGUAUCGCCGGCUGUUCAAGACGGAUCUGAUCCAGCGGAUCAAAGAAGAGACGUCAGGUGAUUUUGAGCGCUUGUUGGUUGCCCUGCUACAGUAG